Molecule: messenger RNA, 984 nt
Organism: Morus notabilis
Lineage: Eukaryota; Viridiplantae; Streptophyta; Magnoliopsida; Rosales; Moraceae
Exons: 1
Coding region: 1-975 (324 amino acids)
Source: RefSeq, a predicted model, not a curated record
AUGAAUUGGCAACUCCUACUCCCAGAAUACCCGACUCGGCGACCGGAAUGGGUUCUCAAAGAUAUUCGCUUAAUGUUCUUCAAAUGUGUCAAAUGGCAGUUUGAAGAAACCAUGGAUCCAAUCAACUGUCCUUACCACUACUUCUGUGACAGUGCUUAUCCUGGUAACUAUUCACCUGCCGUGGAUAUUCUGGUUCUUAUCUUCACAACUGCUUCAUACUUUGCAACUCUUUUCGUCAUGGUAAUGGACAUAUUAGGGAGUGAGAAACUUGGUAAUCUGUCAAAAAGAUACUUACUGCCUUCUGGUCCGGUUUCUCUCCCACUAAUCAUCUUGGUCCUAGCCAAGGGAAACAGGAUCAACACCAUCUUUCCUCUCUCAUUUGCUGGUCCUGCAAUUCUCCAAUUGGUUCACAUUUCCGCACUCAGCUUCGACGGCAAAGCUGUCAAGGAUAUCAAGUACGUUUUUUUUGAGGCAUCGACAAUUUCUGGCAUUUUACAUGCCAGCCUGUACUUGGACUCCAUUUUGCUACCAUACUAUACAGGUCUUGAUGCUCUAAUGUUGUCAAGCUUUUCAGGAGAGUGCCUGUCUUGCGUGUGCCGUAAGGACACUUUGAUUGUGGGAGGAAGAUUAGUGUCAUACAGGGGGUGGUCAGUGACCACAUUUUUGGUUGUGGGUGCCCUAUGUUUGAGGAUAGUUUGCAGGGUGUCUGGGGAGAGAACAGGACAUAUCUUGUUAGUCAAGUCCUUCCUGGAGGGUCUAGGUUGGAUUCUUAUAACCAAAGACUCUAUAUAUCUUUCCAGAAAUUCUCCACCAGAGAAGUUAACAUUGCAUGUUGCUGUUUUUGGAGGCAUCUUUGUUUUGAUUUGCCUUCACGGACUCAAAAAGGUAUGCUCUCAGAUCAUACGAUUGUAUACAAAGUGUAACAAAAAAAGGAUACGUGCUAUAUACUUUGCAGGAAAGAUGGAAGAGACAUAACUGGCCAGA